GCGAGCAGGACGCACACGCAUACACACACACGCGGGAUCCCCCCCUCCCCGCCCCGGAAUCCAGGCCCCACUGUGAGGGAGCAGAGGAGGAAGGGAAAGGGAGGCACGUUGCUAAUUGGUUAACCUGCUCCUCGUUUUUGCACAGCCAGCAGCAGCCUGCAUGUUGCACAGCUGUGGGUCCCUCUGUGUGUGUGUGUGUGUGUGUGUUCUACAGGUAGCAGCAGCAUCAGGGAGAGAGCAAGCAACUCAACUGCAGCAGCUGCACUGGCUCGGAUUUGGGAGGCGAUCGCUCGCUUUGCCGACGGAUGUAUAGCUAGGAAAGAUUUAUCCAGCCGUCCCGUUUGUGCUCUUUUCAUGCAUUUUUCCAGUGUGGCGUUUUUGCUUCUAAAUCUCCCUCGGAAUUUUGUAUUUUGCAUCAGUUUUUUGCAUUCGUGCUAGGAAAUCCGUGGAUACGUCUUGCUUGCCAAGUUUGUAGUGACACCUCUCUGAUUUCCCCCUCCCCCCUUUGUUGGAUAUAUUACAGUACCCGUUUGUAUAUAGACAGAUAUAUGUUUCUGCCUCUUUCAAGAAAAUUGGAAUUCUUUGGGGGAGCGAAUGGAUACUGAAGAGGACAUUCUUCUUUUGAGCCUAUAAAAGAGGCGCGUGACGAAAUUGCUUAAAUUCAGCCAUCAAUUUAGCUUCUCGUUGAGUACCUCGAAGUAUUUAUGGUUGCAGCUCAGGUGCAAACGAGGAGUAGUGAUAAGGAUAUAGACCUGCAGCUAAUUGGAUUUGAUUUAUAAGAGGGAAAUCUGCAGUAAAUGGCCGCUCUCUGCAUAUUGCUACUAUGGAAAACAGAAUUGUCAAUAGGAUGUAGUCUGAUAAAUAGUGCUGUGUGAAGAUGCUGCUUCAAUAAGUGUGGAAUCAAUGGAAGACACUUGCCGUGUGAAAAGCCUUUUGAGAUUUUUCUGACAGGCUCAUAUUUAGGAAACUUGAUCCAUUUCUUGCGGUUGCCCUGUUUUUACACAAGUGGAUACAAAUAAGAUUGCUUCAUUGUAGCUAUACAACUAAUGUGGGACAAUGGCCCUUCCAAGAUCCGUGUGGCUGAACUGCGUAUGGAGAGCGAUGAUGGUCCGUCUAUUACACAUGGGAUUGGAUGCCACUUUCGUUCUUUAUAUACUUGGAUUUUUGCUUCAUGCUGCAGCUGUGUCCUCACAAAAAUUGGAUGAUAUUGACCCACUCGUGACCACCAACUUUGGCAAGAUAAGAGGGAUUAAGAAGGAACUUAAUAAUGAAAUUUUGGGGCCUGUUAUUCAGUUUCUUGGGGUUCCGUAUGCUGCCCCACCAGUAGGAGAGCAUCGCUUUCAACCUCCUGAACCUCCAUCUCCAUGGCCAGAUAUCAAAAAUGCUACUCAGUUUGCUCCAGUGUGUCCGCAGAACAUUAUAGAAGGCAGAUUGCCCGAAGUCAUGCUCCCUGUGUGGUUUACUAAUAACUUGGAUGUAGUUUCUACCUAUGUACAAGAUCAGAGUGAAGACUGCCUCUAUUUAAAUAUAUAUGUCCCAACUGAGGAUGUCAAAAGAAUAUCCAAGGAAUGUGCCAGAAAACCCGGCAAGAAAAUUUGUAGAAAAGGAGGUCCCCUUACAAAGAAACAGACAGAUGAUUUAGGUGAUAAUGACGGUGCUGAAGAUGAAGACAUUCGGGACAGUGGGGGACCUAAGCCAGUGAUGGUGUAUAUUCAUGGAGGAUCCUACAUGGAAGGCACUGGAAAUUUAUAUGAUGGCAGUGUUCUGGCAAGUUAUGGCAAUGUGAUAGUCAUCACAGUCAACUAUCGCCUUGGGGUACUUGGUUUCUUGAGUACUGGGGAUCAAGCAGCAAAAGGAAACUAUGGCCUCCUUGAUCUAAUCCAGGCUUUGCGAUGGACUAGUGAAAAUAUUGGGUUCUUUGGUGGUGACCCAUUAAGAAUAACUGUUUUUGGAUCCGGUGCAGGUGGUUCAUGCGUCAAUCUAUUGACUUUAUCCCAUUAUUCUGAAGGUAACCGUUGGAGCAAUUCAACCAAAGGACUUUUUCAAAGAGCAAUAGCUCAAAGUGGAACAGCUCUCUCCAGCUGGGCAGUUAGUUUCCAACCUGCAAAAUAUGCCAGGAUGUUGGCUACAAAAGUUGGUUGCAACAUGUCAGACACUGUAGAAUUGGUAGAGUGUCUACAAAAGAAGCCUUAUAGAGAACUUGUGGACCAGGACAUUCAACCAGCACGAUACCACAUAGCCUUUGGACCAGUAAUUGAUGGUGAUGUGAUACCAGAUGAUCCUCAGAUAUUGAUGGAACAAGGAGAAUUCCUCAACUAUGACAUCAUGUUGGGAGUUAACCAAGGGGAAGGUUUAAAAUUUGUUGAAAAUAUAGUUGAUAGCGAAGAUGGCAUAUCAGCUAGUGAUUUUGACUUUGCUGUUUCCAAUUUUGUUGAUAAUUUAUAUGGAUACCCUGAAGGCAAAGAUAUAUUGAGAGAAACUAUUAAAUUUAUGUAUACUGACUGGGCAGACCGACACAAUCCGGAGACAAGAAGGAAAACUUUGCUAGCUUUGUUUACUGAUCACCAGUGGGUUGCACCAGCAGUGGCUACAGCAGAUCUUCACUCGAAUUUUGGAUCGCCUACAUACUUCUAUGCCUUCUACCAUCAUUGCCAAACAGAUCAGGUACCUGCUUGGGCAGAUGCAGCCCAUGGGGAUGAGGUUCCUUAUGUACUGGGAAUCCCUAUGAUUGGUCCUACUGAAUUAUUUCCCUGUAAUUUCUCCAAAAACGAUGUUAUGCUAAGCGCAGUGGUGAUGACAUACUGGACUAACUUUGCAAAAACUGGUGACCCAAAUCAACCAGUCCCACAAGAUACAAAAUUCAUUCAUACUAAACCCAAUCGUUUUGAGGAAGUAGCAUGGACCAGAUACUCUCAGAAAGACCAACUGUAUCUUCACAUUGGAUUAAAACCACGAGUGAAGGAACAUUACAGGGCCAAUAAAGUGAACCUGUGGCUGGAACUGGUACCUCAUCUGCACAAUCUUAACGACAUUUCACAGUAUACCUCGACCACAACUAAAGUGCCAUCAACAGAUAUUACUUUCAGACCAACAAGGAAAAAUUCUGUACCUGUUACUUCAGCUUUUCCUACAGCCAAACAAGAUGAUCCCAAACAACAACCAAGUCCCUUUUCAGUGGAUCAAAGGGACUAUUCCACAGAGUUGAGCGUUACUAUUGCAGUUGGGGCAUCUUUGCUAUUCCUAAACAUUUUGGCCUUUGCAGCAUUGUACUACAAAAAGGACAAGAGGAGACAUGAUGUUCACAGGAGAUGUAGCCCACAGCGUACUACUACCAAUGAUCUUGCCCAUGCACAAGAAGAGGAGAUAAUGUCCCUCCAAAUGAAGCACACUGACUUGGAUCAUGAAUGUGAAUCCAUCCAUCCACAUGAGGUGGUUCUUCGGACCGCCUGUCCCCCAGACUACACACUAGCUAUGAGAAGGUCUCCUGAUGAUAUUCCCUUAAUGACACCCAACACCAUUACAAUGAUUCCCAACACUAUACCAGGGAUUCAGCCCCUACACACAUUCAAUACCUUUACUGGAGGACAGAAUAAUACUCUGCCCCAUCCCCACCCCCACCCCCAUUCACAUUCAACAACCAGGGUAUAGCCAGACAAGAUGAAACAAACUUUAUUUUUUUUGAUGGAUUACAGUAGGUGACAUUACUGAAGAUUACUUGGCUUUCAACCUACAAGACUCUUACUAUUUAAAUAUAGAGGAAUAUUAUGUGAAUAUACAUAUCAAGAACUUUGGGGGUUUUGAAAAAAAAUGAAUUGUACAUAUAUACAAAUGAACUUAAAAAAAACAACUUUGCAAUUGCUUGAAGCAAUUGUCCUGAAUGAUACUUUUUCAUUCACAUUCAACUGUUAAUUUUUGAAGAUUUAAGUUACAUAAUGGAAUUAGGCAUGUGCAACACAAACAGAAAAGAACUCUGACUGAAAUUUUAAAAAAAAAAUCUAUAAAUAUGCACAAGGGACACACUAAUGGAAUGUCAGAUAAUUUUCACCAAUUUUUAUUUGGAACUGUUUUAUUGUGUAGUCCAUAUUUACAUAUUUGGAUAAGUACACAAAGCACCAAUGCUGUUAAGGCCUUAGUAGGGGGCUCAUGCUGAAAUCUGCCAGUCAAACAAAGAAGUUUUAAAGCCUGGCAGGUACAACAUUAUCACAUAAGUGCUGUCAGUAUAAAAGUUGUGGGAAUAAAGGAAACUGGAUAUUUUUAGCACGAUGUGCAUGAUAAUUUAUAUGCUUGGUGGCUGUGCUGCUGAUUAAGCCGUAAUUAAAAUUCUUCUCAUCCCAUUGGAGUUUUUAAUAGAAGCUUCCUCCAUCAAUUGGCACAACCUAAAGAAGAUUUUUUUAAAGGGGCAAAAGUAAUUACAGUAAAAUAAUUCACAGUAGCUUCAGUAAUAGAAGGAAUUACAGUAGUUCUUAAAGGUAUUUGAUGGUAUUCUCAGUAUAUAGGGGUGAAUACUCCCUGAGUGAAUCCCACAGGGAAAAAUAUCUUUUUGUGUUUUUAAUGUUCUCUUUCGUUUCCACCUAAAUAAUUUAUAGAACUAUAACCUUAAUGGAACCUCUUUGAUGAAGGAUUUAUAAUUUGCUGUGGUUUAGUUACAAUAUAUUUAGUUCAUAUUGGUAAGAUAAAGUGUGUCCAAAGAUUUCAUUGCAAGGAUAUUUUUGCAGUAUAAAGAUGCCCCAACAUUAUCACUCUGAUUACAGCUCUGUUAUUGUUUUAACUCAUGGUGCAUGUGACAAAGUUUACUGCUAAUAUUUUAAUGUAAAGUUAUUUCCCUUUUUGCUAUACAUUAUCCUUGCCAUUCAAGUGAAUUCACUGGAUGAGAUCUCUAUAGAGUACAAAUGUAGAUAGAGAAGAUCCAUAACGAUGGAGAGAGCCAACAAAUGGAAAUUUUUAAACCUGAAUCUUACAUUUGUUUGUGUGAUUUUAAAUGAAUGGUCUAAAAUCACAAGAAACUCUUCAUUCCCCUGUUGUUUUCCAGAAACGGCAUAUCACGGUCCUUUCAAAAUGUUUGUAUAUGUAAUCAGAUGUACAUUUAUAUAAAAAAAUGAGAUGGACUUAAGAGCACAUCCCUGAUAAAUACUUUCUCUUACCUGUACUAUAUUUCUAUUAGACUAAAGUUAUGUGAUUUUUUUUUACAUUUUUUCAAAUUACUAGCAAUUUUGAUAGUUUGUAAGAUAAUGCAAAGAACUCUCUCUGACAAACUAACUGCAGUAACAGAAACAUUUCUUUUCAGUUACUCUUUUUCAAGAAUGAAAGCUUAUUACACACACAAAAAAAUUGUAUACUACUUGAUGAAAAAAUACUUUGUACUUCUUGGCCAUAUUACUGGUCACUGAGUGAAAUAAAGAUAAUCUGGAUAACAAAUAUUAUUCCAAUGCUAAGAGAUCUGAUCUUUGCUCAUUAAAGAGCUAAAAUGUUUAUUGCUGUUUUGUCAUUUUUUAAUGAAGUAAUGGUAACUGUCUCAAAUAAAGAGUCAUUUCUUAGACAAGUCUGGUUUUUGAAGACAUGGAUAUGCCUUCUACAGAUAAUACAACUGCAUAUUUAUAGGCCAAUCCUACCUAAAACAGUUCCUUAUAAAAAUCAUGACACUGUGAAUGUAUAAUGUCGCAGUGUUACAUUAAUUACCACUACCCACUAACUUGCCAUAAUUUUGCAGCCAGAAGUAAGAUUUAAAAAUACAUACAUCAAAUUUAGAAAAGGCAAGGAACAGAUAAAUAUGCAGUAUUCCAUGAAAUGAAACUCACCUGGUUCACACUGUGAGGGUGAUUAAACUUUCAUAAAAUGAUGUUACUAGAAAGUUACCCUUCAAAGUGUGUUUAAGAACAUCAAAUAGACUUCAAAAGUGACACUGAAAACAAAACAACAAAAACCACUGCAGUUUCAGUCAUUUUCUUUAGCUAAUAAACUAAUAAAAAAUAUACACUAACAAUUAAUAUAAUAUAGAUUAUCAUCCCCAGUUUUAAAAGGAGCAUUUUUGGUAGAAGCAUAAAGAUUGAAGUCUUCAAAAUCCAGGAUGGUCUAUGUGCAAUUUCUGCCUGAUGUGGUUGUGCUUUUAGACUGUGACCUGCCAAUGUAAACCAAUAAAAAGAAUUGUCUGCCAUCUGAUAAUUAUUGUUUAAUAGGAAGAUUGUUUUUUGCUAUGUUAAUGAAACAAAACAAAACAAACAAAACCAUGAAUGGCCAUAAAACAAGAUAUACACAAAAUAUGAUUUCAUGUGCUUUUCUUAACUUUAUCAAACUCAAAAUAAUUUUCUACUAUAAUUUAAUGGUGGCCAUAUCUAUAUCUAUAUAUCUCUAUAUACAGUAUCUGGUAAUUGUUUACUUUUAUUAGUUCAGAAAUAAAUGAUUGAGGUAAACCAAG
This is a messenger RNA of Caretta caretta (loggerhead turtle), 6412 nucleotides long. RefSeq names its product neuroligin 1 (gene NLGN1). Gene Ontology annotation, cellular component: membrane. Lineage: Eukaryota; Metazoa; Chordata; Testudines; Cheloniidae. Gene Ontology annotation, molecular function: neurexin family protein binding. The record is from RefSeq and is a predicted model, not a curated record.